GGCCGCUGAGGGGACUGUGGCGGCUGCGCGGCGGAGCGUGGUGCUUGCUGGGCCCGGGGACUGCGCGCCGGCGCCGGGGGCUGCGGGGAGCGUCGCGCAGGCCGUGCAGUUCCCAGCGGGGAGGCGCCGCCGCCGCCAUUGCCGCCGCACUCGGUGAGCGCGUCCCGCUCGCCGAGCAGGGCCCCCGCGGGCGGCCGGCACCAUGGGCCAGUGCGGCAUCACCUCCUCCAAGACCGUGCUGGUGUUCCUCAACCUCAUCUUCUGGGGGGCAGCUGGCAUCUUGUGCUAUGUGGGAGCCUAUGUCUUCAUCACGUAUGAUGACUAUGACCACUUCUUUGAAGACGUGUACACUCUCAUCCCCGCUGUAGUGAUCAUAGCAGUAGGAGCUCUGCUCUUCAUUAUUGGGCUCAUUGGCUGCUGCGCCACAAUCCGGGAAAGCCGCUGCGGACUUGCCACGUUUGUCAUCAUCCUACUCUUGGUUUUUGUCACAGAAGUUGUUGUAGUGGUUUUGGGAUACGUUUACAGAGCAAAGGUGGAAAACGAAGUUGAUCGCAGCAUCCAGAAAGUGUAUAAGACCUACAAUGGAACCAACCCUGAUGCUGCUAGUCGGGCUAUUGACUAUGUACAGAGACAGUUGCACUGCUGUGGGAUUCACAACUAUUCAGACUGGGAAAAUACAGACUGGUUCAAAGAAACCAAGAACCAGAGUGUCCCUCUUAGCUGCUGCAGAGAGACCGCUAGCAGCUGCAAUGGCAGCCUGGCCCACCCAUCCGACCUCUAUGCUGAGGGGUGUGAAGCUCUCGUUGUCAAGAAGCUGCAAGAAAUCAUGAUGCAUGUCAUCUGGGCGGCCCUGGCAUUUGCAGCUAUUCAGCUGCUGGGCAUGCUGUGUGCAUGCAUCGUGCUGUGCAGAAGGAGUAGAGAUCCUGCCUAUGAGCUCCUCAUCACCGGCGGAACCUACGCAUAGAAACCUCCAGCCUGAGCCUUUAGUCCUGUUGUUCUGAUUUGGAAGGUGAAUAGAGCAGGUCUACUAGUGUUGGCCUCCUGGGUUCGUUUAGUUCAAGCACACAGACACAGGUGUUGGACAGAGCAGCUUGGCUCUUCUCGUGCCCACCUCUUACUACCCACCCAUCACUCUCUCCCCCCUGUUCUAGCUGACUCUCCAUAGCCCUGAGAUGUUAAGAUUGGAGGCGAUGUCCUAAUGGCAGCACCACUGCGAGCUGCACAGCGGGCAGAACUGGAGGAGGACACAGGCCUGUUCUGUGACCUCCAAGCAGUAAAGGGAUGGCUGCUGGAGUAUCACUGGGUCUUUCCAUCUUCUCAGUGGGGAACUCUUAGCCAAAGGCUUUGUGGGGGAGGGGGAGGAAGCCAGUUGUCUGGUUAUAGUUAACACCAGAUGGUGCCCCUCGUCAGUGUCCUUUUAACUAUAUAUAUAUAUACAUAUAUAUAUAUAUAUAUAUAUGUAUAUAUAUACUGUAGUCCUAUAAGAUAGCAGUUGUACAAAAUGGCUAAAAUAGAUUUUAGAAUCACACAGUGUGUCUCAGUUCAUCUUCAAAAUCAGACUCAUCUUUGAAACUAGUGGUUUUCAAUCAAAGCUGGCUUUAUAGGAGGAGUAUAACGUAUGCACUGCUGUUUUCAAAAAACAAUUAGCGUGAGUGUGUGCGUGCUUUUGUAUGAUUGAACCCAUUCAUUGUAAGUCUAAACUCGUUAGAAAUAAUGUAUCCAUGUAGACUAGCAAAAUAGUAUGUAGAUGUGAUCUCAGCUGUAAAUAGGAAAAUCUAAUUCAAUAAACUGUAUCACCCCUC
Erinaceus europaeus (western European hedgehog) is the source of this 1802-nucleotide messenger RNA. It is a transcript of the gene TSPAN3, whose product is annotated as tetraspanin 3. The record is from RefSeq and is a predicted model, not a curated record. The transcript has 7 exons. Gene Ontology annotation, cellular component: membrane. NCBI's taxonomy places the organism in Eukaryota, Metazoa, Chordata, Mammalia, Eulipotyphla, Erinaceidae. Bases 203 to 964 code for a protein of 253 amino acids. Gene Ontology annotation, biological process: protein maturation; protein localization to plasma membrane; regulation of vascular endothelial growth factor signaling pathway.